This is a messenger RNA of Colletotrichum orchidophilum, 1380 nucleotides long. RefSeq names its product C6 zinc finger domain-containing protein. Gene Ontology annotation, molecular function: zinc ion binding; DNA-binding transcription factor activity, RNA polymerase II-specific. Gene Ontology annotation, biological process: regulation of DNA-templated transcription. The coding region runs from base 1 to 1380 and encodes 459 amino acids. The transcript has 3 exons. NCBI's taxonomy places the organism in Eukaryota, Fungi, Ascomycota, Sordariomycetes, Glomerellales, Glomerellaceae. The record is from RefSeq and is a predicted model, not a curated record.
AUGGUGCUGUUACCGCCUUUGAAAUGGCGUAGUCCCGCGCCAACCAACGAAGACUCAGUCUCCAACGAGGGUACCAACAGCGAUCGAUCUGUCACAAAGGUGAUACGAAAGAGGGCUAAGCAUACUCGCACUCGCCUCGGCUGUGGGAUUUGUCGAUUUCGACAUGUGAGAUGUGGCAUGGAACGUCCUUCUUGCAUUCGAUGUAGCUCUACGGGGAGAGUCUGCGACUACAUUACGGACGCGAGCAAUGAAAGACGCAAUUCGCUCACAGCAAACUACGCAUACGUAGCAAUUACCCCCCGGCCCAACCCUAAUGAUGCCAUCUAUCACCUGAACCCGCAAACCGGCCGGUCAAUCAAUUUCUACCAAGGUCAUUCGGCUCCAGAGUUUGCUGGGUACUUUGACGUAGAGUUCUGGAGCACCACGAUACUGCAACUCAGCUAUCGAGAGCCGUGUGUGCACCAAAUGCUUGUCGCUAUCGGUUCCCUCCAUGAGUACCUAAAAAGUGGCUCGGUCGUACAUUCCAAUACCAGUGGCGUCAAUUUAUGCAAGCACGCCGAGGCUGAUUACACAAAAGCAGUCGGUCUUCUCAACACGCACAUGAACCAUAAAGGAUGGUCAGCUCUCGAGGUAACACUUGUAUGCUCUAUCCUAUGUAUCAUGUUCGAGUGGCUACGGGGUGGUUACCAGGAUGCUGUUCGACAUCUCACAAGCAGCUUCAAAAUCCUCGCAACGUGGAUAUCCCACAAGGAACCGUCAUCUGAUAGCACUUCAUUCGGGUCGCCAGGUGGCCACCUGAUACGAAGUCAGAUCAAGCCAAUCUUCCAUAUUUUGGUCCUGCAAUCUAGAAUGUUGCCGGUACCACCCAGCGUGCCACCCAAGCUCGAUCUGUUGACCUAUGUUCUCGUAGCGUCACCCAGAAGCGCAAGGAAUAAGGGGGAAACGUAUCAGGCCGUCGCCGAGCCCCUAUCCCAUUGGUCCGACAACUUUGCACUUUUCGUUUCUCAGCAACCUCAUCUGGCCUCCGACCCCCGCGUUAAGAUACUCAAAGUAUGGCGAACUAUUACAGAGUUGAUUUCUCUAUCUUCUUUUUCCUCAGAAGAGCGCUCUUCGCAUGGACUGGCCAUACAACUCUCUGCUUUUUUGGAUGAAUUUGAAGAUGGGAAAAUAUCUUUGGACAUAGGAGUGGUGGCGCUCUUCUACUACACCGCUGCUUACUGUCGUCACGCUGACACGCACCGACGAGCAAUGUCUUUGUUGAAGUCGGUAGGUGGGCCUUGGGGAAGUCAGGUCGCUAAUAGAGCUCAACAAGAAUACGCCAGGAUAGAGGGAAAUAAUUCAGGGCCUAGCGUUUAUCAAGCAAGUCUAUCCACUAAAUGA